AUGCUUCCCAGUGGGAAUCAGACUUCGGAAAUACACGGUCGGGGGAUAAUCAACCUCAAACGCAGUGCCAAAAAGUUUAAGAUCGCUCAACGGUUUCUAGGGAUAGGCCGUGAAACCAGGGGGCAGGAAGGGUGGGAAUUCCUUUCUGUGACGGUAGUUCCAUUCCGUCGCCUCCGUACUCUUGGGCCCCUGGCUGGCAAGCAAGCGACCGACGAAGAAGCAAAGAAAGAUUCGAUUGCAGGGAAAAUCCAUCGGCAUCUUCUCCGUACAAUAUUGUCCAUUGUGUGCAGACCCCCUCGCGUCCUUGGCGGUGGUGGUUUGCCAUCCCCGGAUACGGCGCUUAUUGUCAAGACUGAAGAGUUGAACAAUUGA
Molecule: messenger RNA, 372 nt
Organism: Aspergillus chevalieri
Lineage: Eukaryota; Fungi; Ascomycota; Eurotiomycetes; Eurotiales; Aspergillaceae
Exons: 1
Coding region: 1-372 (123 amino acids)
Source: RefSeq, a predicted model, not a curated record